This is a messenger RNA of Chenopodium quinoa (quinoa), 1746 nucleotides long. Its product is annotated as UDP-glycosyltransferase 87A2-like. The record is from RefSeq and is a predicted model, not a curated record. The coding region runs from base 98 to 1519 and encodes 473 amino acids. The transcript is spliced from 2 exons. Gene Ontology annotation, molecular function: UDP-glycosyltransferase activity. NCBI's taxonomy places the organism in Eukaryota, Viridiplantae, Streptophyta, Magnoliopsida, Caryophyllales, Amaranthaceae.
AGCAGUGUGUUUAAGCAUCCAUUCAUACAAGUAAAAUUCAUUGUUUGAAUCCAUAAAAUAACAAAAGUUUGCCUUAAGAUUCAUAUAUACAAGUGUAAUGGCUUCUUUACAAACCAUUACUAGUAAGAAUUGUCACAUAGUGAUAGUGCCAUACCCCGGUCGAGGUCACAUAAAUCCGAUGUUCACCCUAUGCAACCAACUCAUUUCCUCUUCAUCGAGUAUAAAUUUAGAUAUUUCAUUCACCAUUGUACUCACUGAGGAGUGGGUUACAUUGAUCAACCCGAAUGACAAGCCGGAAAAUGCUUGUUUUGCCACCAUUCCAAAUGUCCUCCCCUCGGAACACAUUCGAGGGGCUGACAAUGAAGGCUUCCUCCAUGCUGUGUACACCAAGAUGGAAGAGCACGUUGAGCGGAUUGUUGAUGCCCUUGAAGCUCCUCCAAAUGUGAUCAUCGCGGAUACUUUUCUUCCGUGGGUGGUUGGUGUUGGGACUAGAAGGAACAUUCCAGUUGCUUCAUUUUGGCCUUUGUUGGCAUGCUUGUUUCCGGCUCUUCACCACUAUCAUCUUUUUGUGAGCAACAAUCAUUAUCCACUCGACUCCUUGAUAGGGGAAAGAGGAGAUGAACGAGUAGACUAUAUCCCGGGGAUUGGAUCGACGCGUUUAGCAGAUCUUCCUCUAGCUCUUCACUCGUACAAGAAAAGGAUGUUAGACCUUAUGCUGGAUGCCAUGUCUUACAUGCCUAAAGCACAAUUCAUCAUCUUGAGAACUCUCGAUGAGCUCGAAAGGCCAGCAAUCGAUGCUAUGAAAACCAUCUUACCCUCUACCUCCAUUUACCCUAUAGGUCCCGCCAUUAUUCUCCCAAAACCCGAAAAUAACCAAACAAGUGAUCAUCCUUGCCUCGACGAUGAACCUGAUUACAUAAAAUGGCUAAACUCCCAACCUGAAAAGUCAGUAUUAUAUGUUUCAUUAGGAAGUCAUCUCUCACCUUCUAUGGCACAACUGGAAGAACUGGCACUCGGCUUGUGUGAAAGCCGAGUGCCAUUUCUAUUCGUAGGCCGAGAAGAAACAUCAUUUUUGAAGGACAUAUGUGGUGAUCAUAAAGAUGGGCUCAUAGUCCCUUGGUGUGAUCAAAUGAAAGUGUUAUAUCAUAAAUCGAUAGGAGGUUUUCUUAACCAUGCUGGGUUAAAUUCUGUUCUAGAGAGUGCUUUCGCCGGGGUUUCAAUGCUUACUUUCCCUUUGUCUACUGAUCAACCCAUGUAUAGCAAGUUAGUGGUCGAGGAUUGGAAGAUUGGGAUGAGGUUAAGGGAUAAAAUUGAAAAGGAUGUUCUGAUUAAAAGAGAGAAAGUUAAGGAGCUUGUGAUCAAGUUUAUGGAUUUCGAAAGCGAGGAGGUUAAAGAGAUGCACAAGAACUCUAAGGAGUUUAAGCAAGUGGUUUGGGCAGCAAUUGCUAAAGAUAGCACGGCUGAACACUAUGUUGGGGAAUUUCUAUCAGAAAUUUCUACUAAAAAUGCUACUAAUUAAGCACUAACUUUAAUUACUUUCUUUGCUUUUAAUUGUUUCUAUUUUCUGUUGCACCGUCAUCAGCUUAUAUAUCUUUAUGUAAGCAUUAUAUAGUGGGUUGUGAUUCCUUUGGUUUGUAUUUUCAUGAAGAGUGUGUAUCAGUGUGUUACUGCACAUUGGAAGAGCUUUGUUUGUUUUUUAAAAAUCGUUAAUAAAACAUUUGAGUUUGAAUGAGCACUAGAAAUUAA